AUCCUUUUCUUGGAGAGAAAUUUCCCAAAUCGGAAACACCCUAAAUUCCAAUUCCUCCCCCAAUUCUUGCUUCCUCCCUCCGAUUAUCUCACUCGACAAUGGCCACCGCGAUGGUUCUGGACCCUAAAUCAGCGCUGCCUCAGCCACCGCCGACCCGACCCGCGCCCGAAUCCGACCCGUCGUUCCUGGUCGACGCCGACGACGACCUUUACUCUCGGCUGAAGACUCUGCAGCGGCAACUGGAGUUCUUCGAGAUACAAGAGGAGUACGUCAAGGACGAACUGAAGAACCUCCGCCGCGAGCUGCUGCGGGCGCAGGAGGAGGUGAAGAGGAUCCAGUCGGUGCCCCUCGUCAUCGGCCAGUUCAUGGAGAUGAUUGAUCAGAACAACGCCAUCGUCGGGUCGACUACCGGAUCCAAUUACUACGUUCGGAUUCUCAGCACAAUCAACCGCGAGCUGCUCAAGCCGUCCGGCUCCGUCGCGCUGCACCGCCACUCCAAUGCCCUAGUUGAUGUCCUUCCUCCCGAGGCUGACUCCAGUAUCUCUCUCCUCAGCCAAUCCGAGAAGCCUGACGUUGCUUAUAAUGAUAUUGGAGGAUGUGACAUUCAAAAGCAAGAAAUCCGUGAAGCUGUAGAGCUACCUUUGACACACCACGAGUUGUACCAGCAGAUUGGCAUAGACCCUCCUCGUGGCGUCUUGCUCUAUGGCCCGCCUGGCACUGGGAAAACCAUGCUUGCGAAGGCUGUUGCUCACCACACUACUGCAUCCUUCAUUAGAGUUGUUGGUUCAGAGUUUGUUCAGAAAUACUUGGGAGAGGGGCCGCGAAUGGUUCGAGAUGUUUUUCGUCUUGCAAAAGAAAACGCACCUGCUAUUAUUUUCAUUGAUGAGGUAGAUGCAAUAGCUACAGCUAGAUUCGAUGCUCAAACUGGAGCUGAUCGAGAGGUUCAGCGAAUUCUAAUGGAACUGUUGAAUCAGAUGGAUGGAUUCGACCAGACAGUUAAUGUAAAGGUUAUCAUGGCAACUAAUCGAGCUGACACAUUGGAUCCUGCUCUUCUGCGUCCAGGAAGACUUGAUCGCAAAAUCGAGUUCCCUUUGCCAGAUAGACGUCAAAAGAGGCUUGUCUUUCAGGUUUGCACUGCAAAAAUGAAUUUAAGUGACGAGGUGGAUUUGGAGGACUAUGUGUCUCGACCAGAUAAAAUCAGUGCAGCUGAGAUUUCAGCUAUUUGCCAAGAAGCAGGUAUGCAGGCAGUAAGAAAGAAUCGGUAUGUAAUACUCCCCAAAGAUUUCGAAAAGGGUUACAGAUCCAAUGUGAAGAAGCCUGACACUGAUUUCGAAUUCUACAAGUGAUCUAUUAAGAUUUUCGCGAGGAAAAAAUCUAAAAAAUAUGCGACUCUGUUUUAGCGUUAGUGUGUUGAAACUUGCGUUAUGAAUGUGUAUGUGAAGUUGUUGCCUCGUUGAACUCGGAUCAAUAUUUUAUCUUUAUGUUAUGUUUAAGGUGGCGACUUAAUUUCGUAUUUCGACAUUAUUAUGUGGCUCUUGUCAUGACACAAAUGAUUUUAUUUUGGAUUUUCAUAGUUCUUAUUCUCUUGA
Messenger RNA from Erythranthe guttata (spotted monkey flower), 1589 nucleotides. Its product is annotated as 26S proteasome regulatory subunit 6B homolog. Gene Ontology annotation, molecular function: ATP binding; ATP hydrolysis activity. The record is from RefSeq and is a predicted model, not a curated record. NCBI's taxonomy places the organism in Eukaryota, Viridiplantae, Streptophyta, Magnoliopsida, Lamiales, Phrymaceae.